Messenger RNA from Euleptes europaea (tarantolino), 2745 nucleotides. It is a transcript of the gene CCDC57, whose product is annotated as coiled-coil domain containing 57. NCBI's taxonomy places the organism in Eukaryota, Metazoa, Chordata, Lepidosauria, Squamata, Sphaerodactylidae. The coding region runs from base 4 to 2745 and encodes 913 amino acids. The transcript has 16 exons. The record is from RefSeq and is a predicted model, not a curated record.
GCAAUGUUACACACAGAAAAAGAAUUAAAUGAACUUCUCAUCUGUAAAGAACAAGAACUGAAAGAGCUACAAGCUUGUCAGAUCCAUUGUUUGAAAACGACACUGCAAGAAACCCAAAAGCAGCUUCAAGAAAUGAAUAGGAAAUUCAACAGAUUAAAGGAAGAUUUCACCUAUAACCUUAAAGUCUUAGAAGAGAGAGAGAGAGAACUCCAACACUAUGACACCUUGUUCACCCAGCUGAAAAUAGUUGAAAAUGCUAAGGAGGCAGAAGUUAGUGAGCUUAGAAUUCAGGUGGACAAGCUGCAACAAGCACUUACUCGAGAAACCAAAAAACAAGAAGCUUUGCUGUACCAAUAUCAACAAAACCUUAAAGAACAUCAGUUAGGUCUGGAGCGGCUUCUCAGCUCUAAGGACUCUGAUAUCAAUCACCAUUGUGAGGAAUAUGAGAAUAUGAAACGACAACUAGAGAGAAAACUUCAGGAAGUAGAAGGUGAACUUGCUUUGCAAAGGCAGGAACUUCUAGUGGAAUUUGAUGCAGAAAUUAAAAAAAGAGAACAUGAAUUUCGACAGAAAGCAGAUGAAAUGAGCAAUUUAUAUCUGUCUCAUGAGCUUAAGGUCAAGUUGUUGACCAAGGAAUUGGAAGCUUUGAAAGAUGCUGGGAUGAAUGCAGCAGAAUCAAUGAAAGUGGUAGAAGCAGCCAAUUUAGAGUUGGAAAAAGAAGUCAGACACAAGGAUUGGGAAAUAAAGGAUCUUGCAGCUGUAAAAGAUGCUCAGAUACAAGAUUUAGAAAGGAGACUUGAUUCAGUGCAGCUGACCUGGAAAAAAGAGAAAGAACGAUUUGAGCAAAAACACGCGGCAAUAGAUCGUUUGACCAGGGAAAAGGAUGCAAAAUUAAGUUCCAUGAAAGAGGCCCAUGUAGAACAAAAGCAUAAAUGGGAGAAUCAAAUCCGAGAACUGCAGAUAAACAAUGAUACCUUGGAAAUGGUACUACAUCGGGCUGAACUGAGGUAUACAGAUUGCUUGAGAGAGAAGGAGGCUGCUGUUGAAAAACUUGAACAAGAGCUAGUGGCACUGCAAUCAAGCUGGGAUUCUAAAGUAGCUCAGAUCUCCAGGGAGACGAUUUCAAAAGACCUUCAGAUUCAAGUACUACAAGAAGAAGAGGUGAAACUGAGAGCACAGGUGACUAGCUUAGUACAAGAUAUUGAAAGGUAUAAGCAGCAGCUUUUACUAUCAUCGGAGAGAGAAGAGGCUCUGGAAAGAGCUAAAGUGCAAAUAGAGCUGGACUGGCGGAGGCAGUGUGAGAAUGCUGAAAGAGAUCAAUAUCAGAAAUCAGAGGCUCUCAUACAGAGCUUGUCGACAGCUAGGGAUCAGGUUACUGCUGAGCUGCAAAAAAAGGAACAGAAGUUGCAUGAAGUGGAAAUGGUCCUGUCUUCUGUAACCUUUGAGAGAGAUCAAGCUGUUGGGGUACUUAAAAAGCAUGGUCUCUUGGCGGAAGGAAAAAAACAGGUUACACUGCAGGAUAAUGUUGGAGCCAUUGAAGCAGAUUUUCUUUCUCCUGAGGUUCAAAGGUUGCAGGAACAGAACAACAACUUGAGGACUGUGAUUGCAGAAAUGAGGAGAGAAAUGGAGACCCUUAAUAAUCAAGAAUCUUCUUUGGACUACGCCAAAAUAAAAGCACAGGAUACAGAUAGGACUGCUGAUACUGCUGCAGUUUCAUUCACUCCUGGUACAUUGCAACCAGAUGAAAUUACUGGAGCUUCUUUGAAAAAGCAUGAAGCUAAAGCUCCACAUGUGGAUUUAACAGGAACACAAGUGAAUGCAGUGUCUGAGAGACGUCAGGGUGACUCUGUACAUCUCAAGCAAUGGUUCUUCGGCAUGGAGGCUGGCGAUGGAUCCCACCAACCUACAGGAAACUAUGAACAAUUGAUGCAAAGGAAACUGAAGGAAGCUGUGAGAAAAAUCUCCAAUCUGAGCAAAGAAAAGCAACAGUUACUAGAGAUGGUAAACAGACUGAGAGCAGAACUUGGAGCAGUAUCAAAGGAAGGAUCUCAAGAUUCCAAGUGCUCAAAUCAGACUCCAGGACAUAUUUUCCUUGAUGCUCUCCAUCCAAAGGUUCUAGCCAGGGAGACUAAGCAUCGCCUUUUAGCUUUAGAACAUCUGCAGUACCAGCUUACAACACAGGAGUUACAAUAUGCACAGCGAAAACAUAACUCAGGAAAAUGUCUUGUUGAGAAGUUUAAUAAUAAAAAUGUCCCAAGCAGCAAUAACUGUAGUGAAGGAGCAGAACUCUCAAUGAAACAGGUUCAGUCAAAAUCAUUUGUUAUAAAUGACACUGCAGGACUUCAAAAUAAUGAAAUCUUAGUACCCCAUCAGGAUCAACAGCUUAGAAAAGGAAGUUCCAGUGAAUCCCAGCAAGGCCAAUUGUCAUCACCUGGUACACAUAGUUCCCUGCAGGAUAUUUGGCAGAUUCUAGAGAUGGGAUCAAGCCCUUCCAUUCUAAGUCCACAGGGCAACAAAGACCAAGAGGAGUACCAAGGUCUCCAUGGAGUUGAAAAAUCUGAAGACGCUGAAGAAAAAGCCAGCAUAUAUUUAGAGAGGACACCAGCAGCUGCCUUAACCAUCACAGGAAACAAGUUUAAUGUCCAGCCAAAACAAAAACCAAACAAGUCAUCAUAUGACCAACCACGAAAGCCUCGUACCUUUCGGGAGAAAACCAGAAUUCGAAAUUACAAUGUAAAGGAUUGA